Carassius auratus (goldfish) is the source of this 2090-nucleotide messenger RNA. RefSeq names its product zinc finger CCHC domain-containing protein 24. The coding region runs from base 171 to 800 and encodes 209 amino acids. The transcript is spliced from 4 exons. The record is from RefSeq and is a predicted model, not a curated record. Gene Ontology annotation, molecular function: zinc ion binding; nucleic acid binding. Lineage: Eukaryota; Metazoa; Chordata; Actinopteri; Cypriniformes; Cyprinidae.
CAACCCUCGAGCACAGCAGGACUUUCUCCUCUAACUUUCCUCCUCAGAGAUCUGCACGAGCUGUACUGUCUGCUCAUUGAGAAACAACGUUUUAAACAGAGCCAGAGCCUGCUGACACACAUCGACAAACACCAUCUUUUUAUUCUGAGCUGGACUGAUCCAUAAGGAAGAUGAGUCUGGAACUCUUCAACUGGGUUCAUCUGUCGCUGCAGGAGUCUGAGAGAAACGCUGAGCCUGAUGGGAACUACAAGCCAAAGGAGGAUCUGGACACACACUUCAGCUCCAGCAUCAUCAGCAGCUUCACUCACGAGCGCACGGAGACUCUGUGUAGCCACUUAUAUACGGGCUCGUCUCCCUACAGCUCGUUAAACAACAUCGUCAAGGGCCUGAGUUUACUGACGGACAGCUUUUCUGACCUCUCGCUGACCUCUGACCCCAGAAAGCCCUGCAAGAAACCUCCGCCCAACUAUCUGUGCCACCUGUGCUUCAAUAAAGGCCACUACAUCAAAGACUGUCCGCAGGCUCGUCCUAAAGGAGAGGGUCUGACGCCGUAUCAGGGAAAGAAGAGGUGUUUUGGUGAGUACAAGUGUCCCAAGUGCAAGAGGAAGUGGAUGAGUGGAAACUCUUGGGCGAAUAUGGGUCAGGAGUGCAUCAAGUGCCACAUCAAUGUCUAUCCUCACAAACAGCGUCCUCUGGAGAAACCCGACGGUCUGGACGUAUCGGACCAGAGCAAAGAACAUCCUCAGCAUCUGUGUGAGAAGUGUAAGGUGCUCGGAUCCUACUGCCGUCGCAUCCAGUGACCUCUGACCCCCGUCACGCCAGCUGAUUCCUCACUGAUUGAAUAUGAGUUUGCAGGUUAAUAACCACAGAAAAUGACUUUUUGAAUAUGCAUUUGAGGUUGUUAACGUUAACGGCGCACCACAGACAAACAAAUAUUAUCUCAAUUAUUUUGAAAUUGUUCUCCGUGGUAAUUAUCAUUAAGUCACAACUCACUGCUGAUGUCUUAUGAAAGCUUUAAAUAUAGAAAUUAAAUUUAAGUUGAUCCUAAUUUUAGCAGCUUUUAAUACACCAUUCAGAUUUGCUUAAUGGUGCAAGUACUAAUAUUUGAUAUCAGGCAAUAAUUUAUUGGCAGGACUUCUUUCCUGUUCUUCAGAACCCGUAAAUACUGGAUAUUUAAUGAUAUUCAAAGAUCUGAUGUUAAUCACUGAGUUAGAGAUCGACACAGAAUUCACUAAUAGUCAGAGUUCCCUCCAAAAUGAUGUCACUUCCUGUAGGCUGAUGUCAUGAAGGAAGUGGAAUUUUUUGUGAAGCUGAAGUGAUUUUGGAAAAGACUUACAGGAUGGAAAAUAAAGUGAUGAUUACUUAAAAUAAUGUUGUUAUUAAAACAUUUUGAUAAGAAAAAAAUGAAGAUUUUUUUUUUUUUUGGAUUUAAUAUACACCCCAUAUUAUUAUUAAAUGUUAUGAUUUGCAUUUUUUUUCAUAUAUGAUGGUUAUGAAAACAGAACAGGAAUUUCUUUGAAAACUUUGAUAGCUCUUGUUUUCUCUUUUUGCAUAUUGUGUGAUUUUAUGUCACAUCACUCGAGUGCCUGUUCAUCACAAAGAUAUUUGUGUAUUUGGGUAAAUAUAGGAACAAUAAUAGUGACAGCAACAGAGAUCAGAACAUUAACAGUAUUAUUACUGUAGCUUUACUUAUUUGAUGUGAUGCUUGUUUAUUCAGAAUUAAAUCUGUGCCUGUAUUUUUGAAAAAUGUUUUUUAAUAUCUCAUACUCAGUGGCCUCAAAAGCAAUCUGAAAAAAUAACACUCGUCUGAAUGGAUAAAACAAUCAAAUGACAAAAAAAAAAACUGUUUUAGUGUUUUUAAAUAUCUCUCAACUGUGCAUGUGUGUUUUGUUCACUUAACAUUUACAUGCAAACCCAAUUUGUAAGUUUGUAAAUAUGAAAUAUUUCUGCUCGUAUGGCAUAUGACCGCCAUCAAUUGAAGAAGAGGUAUCAUAUCGAUCACAAGUGCAGUCUGGAGUACCUCAAGGCUCAGUACUAGGACCGUUACUUCUUCUCUUUGCAUGUGUGUGUUUUGUUCACUUAUUUUCAAU